GUAUGGCAGAGCGCAGGUAGGCGGAAAUGAGCUUGGAGGAGUUUUUUUUAGGGAGUGUAAACACAGUAAACAGUAUGAGCUGCUGAGGGUUUGAGGGGGGCAUAUUUAGAUUAUUUAGUUUACUGUUUAUCUCCAACACGCUCGCGCGUUUCCACAGGAAGGAAGAGCGCGAGAGGAAAAGCACUGAGAGGCUGGGUGGCGUCCAGUUUACAGUACACACACGGAGCUACACACCCCACAGAGUUGCGGUUAGGCUUAGUUUAGCCUUUUUUUAAAGCUCGUUUCCCUCAGUAUCCCUCAGUGUUCUACAGAGAGGAGUCUGGACUGGUCUGCUGAAGAGCUGGAACUGGAGGAACAGAGCUAAGAACCGGUGAAACUGGUGAAACUGGGAUAUUUUAAAGUGGUGGAGUGUCCCAUCAAGGCUGAGAAAUGGGCCGUGUUGACCUUGAUGAAGAGGCCGGUUUUCCUAUCAAUCGAGACCAGCAGCAGCAGGAGGAGGAGGAGGAGGAGGAUGAGCAGCAGCAGCAAGAAGAGGACGAGCCGGCAGGGGAGCAGAAAGGAUGCUGCGACAGGUUCCACUACCAUGUCUCGAGAUGGAUGCUGCCAGAAGAUCUGCGAGAAACAUAUUUGGAACGUGCCAACUGCCUGCCACCCCCGAUCUUCAUCAUCCUCAUCAGCAUAGGAGAGUUGGCAGUUUUUAUCUAUUAUGCGGUGUGGAAGCCUCAGAAACAGUGGGUGACGCUGGAUCAAGGCAUCUGGAACAGUCCCCUCACUUACAAACCCGAAAUGCGUCAGGAGGCGUGGCGCUUUCUGUCAUACAUGUUUGUGCAUGCUGGAAUACAGCAUAUAGUUGGGAAUCUGGUGCUGCAGCUGCUGCUGGGCAUCCCACUGGAGUUGGUCCACAAGGGCUUUGAGGUGGGGAUGGUCUACCUAGGCGGCGUUCUUGCAGGUUCCCUGGCCAGCUCCAUUUUUGACCCAUACAGUGCUCUGGUAGGCGCCUCCGGAGGAGUCUACGCUCUCAUUGGUGGAUACCUCAUGAAUGCCUUGGUGAACUUUAGGGAGAUGAUUCCUCUGCUGGGAAUUUUCCGCAUCCUGGUGAUCGUCAUUAUCGUGGGGACAGACGUAGGCUUUGCUCUGUACAGAAGAUUUCUGAGUACUGAGGCUGGAUUGAAGGUGUCGUUCGUGGCCCACAUAGGUGGAGGAGUAGCAGGCAUGACCAUCGGCUAUGUUUUCUUCACCAACUACAACCAGAAACUUCUGAAAGACCCUCGCUUCUGGUUCUGCAUCGUGGGCUACAUCGUCUUCCUGGUCUUCGCAGCUUUGUUCAACAUCUUCCUCUCUCCAGCUCCUCACUAAGGAGGUGCCUACCUCACAGCCAAGAUGUUCAGGGUCCAAUGUAAGUGCCUUUGUGUGCAGGUUUAGGCUGUUUGUUUUUAAAAUUAUAGUUUGGUGUAAAAAAAGGACACAUUAUUUCCCCUGAACUCAAGCACAGUCCAAUUGUUUUCAGAAAUUAAAUCACAGGUUUAGUUUCAUAUCGACUAUGAUGCCAGUGCAUGUGUCUGUAUGUAUGUCCUCAAGUUUUUGCUUCAGAUUGAUAAGGGUCUAUGCUGAGUUUUUGAAAUGUCCAGGUAUAAAAUGAAUUUACAGACUUCAAGUUUGUAUAUAAAAGGCCCAGGCCCAGAUAAUACUAAUAAAUACAUAAAUAUCAAUUAAAUAAUAAAUUACAUUUAGUUUGGAUUAGUUUAAUUUGGCCUUCUAUCAAGUAGGGCUGCAAUUAGUCAAUUAAAUUGACAGUCUUGAUUCAUCACACUACACAAAGUGCUGGGCACUGAACCGCAGUGGGAAAGGGGUAAUUGGCUCCAGUCUCCAAUAGUGCACGAACACAACAGGUUACAUAUUUAUUCACUAAAUAUCAGUGCUUUCCAUCAUCAUCUUGGCAUUUAAAUGGAAUUUAAAUUUCAGAAUAUCUAUUAAGUGCAACUUAACUCCAAGCUGAAUGUAAAUGAUUCUUAAUGUUUGUUUUAACCUUAAAUCAACCUUAAAAACUUUACCCAAGUCCUACCAUUAACCUAAAACUUCCAUUUAAACCAUAAAUCUAUUUCUUAAAGCUUAAAUUUACGUUGUAGGAUUACGGUUAGGUGUAGGGUUACAUUCUAUAGAGAAUCGUUAACAUUAACCUAAGAGUUUAGUUGCAUUUAAUUGACGUUAAGUCGGGUGUUGAAUGUUAGUUAAGCAUAUAUGAGGCAUCAAAAAUGGGCCAUUCCAAGUGAAGUGUUACAGAUUUUGGAAGAGUAUUGUGUAUGAACCAAUACACAAAGUUUAUGUAUUGGUAUUGUCACUGAAAGGCAGAUACUUGAGCUGAGAAUCUUCAUUUUAUAACAUCUCUGUAUUGAGUACCGAUACCAGCUCUGACUUAACUACGCGAUAGGUGCCUUAAAAUGAUAUUUACAUAUCAGUGUUCCAUUUCUUAUAGGAUUUAUUUUGGUAAAAGCAGUAUUAUGUAUUCCAAAUAAAAUAUAAUAAGCUUGCAAGAACAGCAUUUACUUGUUUGAGUAACCGCACACUUGAAAGUUAUGAAAAAAAUGAGAGUUAAGAAAAAAUAAGAAAUUCCCCAAUGCAGGCAAAAUGUCAUAAUGCCCAAUAAUCACACACUAUGGGCAUCCUGCUGGAUUCAGUCAACUAUCUUCAUUAUUGCUGAUACAAAUGCUGUGUUUAAGGUGCCAGUACUGGCACCAAUCCAAUAACCAAGAAGCAUACACUGUGCCUGUAAUUAUGUCUAGUUUUAUAUAUUGAAUCUUUGAGUUGAGGGGAACAUUGUCAAAUAUUUUUUUUUGCCAAACUAUUCUUUUUUUUUUUUUUUUUUAGCCUACAUCUGUUAAAUGCUUGAGAUCUUUGAAGUGAGUCGAAUUUUCAGAUAAUCCUGAAUUUUCAGGUUCGUAUUACACCGGUCAACAUACCUCAACAGAACAUUUAAUGUUACAGUUUUGGCAAAAUACACUUUAGCAUAUUUGGGUAUUUUUCAUUUUUUAUUUUUUAUUUUUUUUUUUCAUUUUUUUCAUUAAGCUCUAUAUGUAAAAAAAACGCUAAAACUAAAACAAUCCAUUUACAAUUUUUUUACUUUGUCUAUUAUUGGUUUUAUUUUGGCUGGC
This is a messenger RNA of Astyanax mexicanus (Mexican tetra), 3149 nucleotides long. It is a transcript of the gene rhbdl2, whose product is annotated as rhomboid, veinlet-like 2 (Drosophila). Lineage: Eukaryota; Metazoa; Chordata; Actinopteri; Characiformes; Acestrorhamphidae. The record is from RefSeq and is a predicted model, not a curated record. Gene Ontology annotation, cellular component: membrane. The coding region runs from base 430 to 1356 and encodes 308 amino acids. Gene Ontology annotation, molecular function: serine-type endopeptidase activity. The transcript is spliced from 8 exons.